UUAUAUGUUUGUUAAGUCAUAUUUGUUCGGAUGUAUGAUAUCUUUUAUUGUUUCAUAGUGUGCUGUUAUAGGUUAGGCAGAACAGUUAAUCAUGUUGAAAAUAUUGUCACUGCAAGAUUUCGAUGCCCCUUCAUUCGAUGAGCCAGCUGCUGUUGGAUUCAUAGGAAGUACUUUGCACUAUUGCAAUUAUGAGAAGCUACAAGAUGAGUUGCAACCAUUUGCCAAAUAUAUACGAGAAUAUCCAGAAGUUUCAAUUGCCCCAGAUAUUCUUGCUACGCGAGAAACGGCACGAACAGUUUGCGCCGAUGAUUUAUUUUUACCUGUUCAUGAUAGUAUCUUUAAGAAACUUGCCAGCAUAUGGAGAGAGAAAGGAUUAAUUGAAGCUAUCUAUGUUGCUGCAUCCGCAGAACCUCAAGAAGUUACGACGGUCAUACAUUGGAUAGCUACAAGGCUUAAACAGGGAUUAGAUUUAUUAGAUAAAGGGUUAUAUCAACGAGAAAUUUUACCUAUUUCUGGAUCUGGAUCGGUUGUAGAUGUAGUCCAUACACGGGAUUGGGAAGCAUCUCUUAUCAGAUGUAUUUCUUGGCACCCACAUUGUCCAAGACUAGCAGUUGUCACGAGAGAUGAUCGUAUGCGUAUAUUCUCUCAAGGAAUACCAGUAGUACCAAUACUGAGGCACAGUGCUCAAAAGUCAGUUUGUUGUGUAAGCUGGAGACCACUUGCUGGAAAGGAAUUGGCAGUAGCAUGUCAUGGAGGUGUUUUAGUUUGGACAAUAGAAUUAGGAGCAGCCAGUAAUUCUCUUAGUCAUGCAGUGUUUCUAAAACAUCGCAAUCAUGCGCCUGUAACAAAUGUUACAUGGCAUCCGCAGGGUGAUUUGCUGGUAUCAUGCUCACCCGCAGACACAAGUAUGAUUGUCUGGGAUACAUCCAGGAAGGAAGGUGUUCCGUUGAGGCGAGUAGGAGGUGGUGGUAUAUGCUUCACACGCUGGUCAACCUGUGGAUCCCAUUUAUUUUCUGCUACGUGUAGAAACAUAUUUAGAAUUUGGAAUACUGGAGUUGCAACACCAUGGCAUGUAGAUAAAUGGACAGUACCUAGUGGUCGUGUAGCAGUUGCAUGUUUCGGGCCUAAUUUGACCCUCUUAUUCGCUUCAACUGAAGAUCCUACUACGAUUUUCUCGUUACCUUUACAAAAGAACAUUUUCGACGUUAAGAAAACGUCUUUCGACGAAGUACAAAUGGCCGUGCCUUUGAUAGACUUAGCAAAAGUCAAUUUCUCUUCGGACGACGAUUACGUUUCAGUCGGUGGCAGAAUAGUCGCGAUGGAAUGGGAUCCUACGGGAAAAUAUCUCGCUAUAUUGUUUCAGGACAGCCCCUGGAUUGCAUUAGUUAAAACCAAGUUGGGAAAUCUGUCAAGGGUGAUCGAACUAAAACCAGGUUGCCUUAUUAAAGGAUUCCCAGGCGAAGUUCCGAAUUGCAUGAAUUUCUAUCAAAAGUGUAAUGAUAAAUCCAGUGUGAUUUGUUUAACAAUCGCUUGGAGCAGCGGUCGUAUACAGCAUUUUCCCAUAGUAGAAAAUGAAAGUGCAGUUAAUAUCAGUACGAAUUACUCGUUAACGUCCAACUCGUUUUCAUUACGAAACGAGACCUAUAAUUUUAAUUUAACCGCUACAUACGGUUAGCGUCAAUCGCUAACCUCUGAGCAAAAAAUCUGUCUUCCCGUUGUGAUACGUCGUUGAAUACUUCUAUAUUGAUCAAUGUACAAGUGUUACAAAUAUUUUUUAUUAAGUCGAGCAUGAAAGAGCAAUAAAUCAUUUGUACCCGACACGAUGUUCUCGGUCGUCACGCUGCAUUCCGACAGAUAUUAUAUAAUAUUUUAUAACCGAUUCGUCAACGUGGUUACAAAAAAAAAUCGUUGGGACCCGUGUCAAGCUCUAAUGUGCUAGCUUCCUAACUAACGUAUGGGAUAUACAACGCCACAGCUCUCGGGUUCGGUACCUAAUUAUACGAAGUCACAUGCAGAGCGCACGUCUUUCUAUUUUUACGUCGCUUGACCGAAUGCUGAACGCCGACACGUACGUACGCGAUGUGUCUCGCACUAUUUCCAAUACGCUUCUCUAUCCACUUGUACCGCUAUACAACUCCAAACACAAAUUAACCGCCACUGUUUCGACGUUUUAAACACCCCUUAUCCGAAAAUAUACAUUCCUCGAACGCAGUUUAUCAUCGCAGACCAGCGCUUUAUUUUCGAUUCGACAGUGUAAUUUACAUUGGCUGUCAAGGAAUCAUUAAUGUAUUGUAAAUAAUGUAUUACUAAAUAAUUUGUUAUAUAUUAUUAUGGGAAUUUAAAUAAAAAACUUAACAAUA
Messenger RNA from Megachile rotundata (alfalfa leafcutting bee), 2360 nucleotides. RefSeq names its product aladin. The record is from RefSeq and is a predicted model, not a curated record. Gene Ontology annotation, cellular component: nuclear pore. Gene Ontology annotation, molecular function: protein binding. Gene Ontology annotation, biological process: nucleocytoplasmic transport. Lineage: Eukaryota; Metazoa; Arthropoda; Insecta; Hymenoptera; Megachilidae.